AAAAAAAAAAAAAAUUUUAUAUUAAAAAAAAAAAAAAAAAAAAAGCUGGAACUCAGGGGCUGAGCUGCUUCAAAUUGCAGAAAAUCGAUUUAUCUAUCCAUUAAAUCAGAAUUGGCAGUUUCCUCAUCUCCUCGUCCGCCCCCCAUUCGUUCCUCCCCACAUAUUCAACUGUUUGUUGAUCUUAUCUUCCAUUGAUAAAAUCUUAAAACCCUAUUACUGAAAGACUAGAAGAAGAAGAAGAAGAAGAAACGAGGAGGAGAGGCAUGUCUAUCUCUAAAAAGGGAGUUGUUCUUCAACAGGAUGCUCCAUGGAGAGCCUCCUCAUCAAAGCCCCUUCCUAAAAUUCAUCAUUCUCCUGUUCUUCGCGUCUCUCAAACUCCUUAUUCAACUUACGCCCUCUCCGUUAUGAAGCAUCCGAAUCCGAUUGGAAGUGGAUUGGCAACAGAAGCCAUGGUGGAAGCCGCCGGUCCCGAUUGUAUUGUCCCUGGCCAAAUUACUCCCGUUCGAUUACUUGGGCUUAAGGUAUGGCCGAUAGAAGUUGACCUUAAAUUUAUGGAACCAGUUGGACGAGAACUCAAGCUGCUUGGAAAGUUCAUGGAUAAUGCUGUUAACCUCAUGAACAAAUCAUUCAUAGAUCGCUAGUAGCUUUUGGGUGAUCUGGCAGAUGCGAUUUUGGGAAUUUGAAGAGCAUAGCCUAGACAACUGGAGUGACUGUAAAUAAGAUCUGCCUUUGCGCUGUAUUUCAUGCUUCUAAUAACAAUUCUCUAGAUUUUUGGUUCUUCAAUGUUUGCUUCUGGUUCUACAGCUUUUACAUCUUUUCUUUUUUGAAAAAAUAAAUUACAUGGAUAUCUAUGUUUUCCCUUU
Jatropha curcas is the source of this 863-nucleotide messenger RNA. RefSeq lists its product as uncharacterized. The record is from RefSeq and is a predicted model, not a curated record. Gene Ontology annotation, cellular component: chloroplast envelope. Lineage: Eukaryota; Viridiplantae; Streptophyta; Magnoliopsida; Malpighiales; Euphorbiaceae.